Iphiclides podalirius (scarce swallowtail) is the source of this 366-nucleotide messenger RNA. The record is from the annotation of a GenBank genome assembly. Lineage: Eukaryota; Metazoa; Arthropoda; Insecta; Lepidoptera; Papilionidae.
AUGGUCGGCAACAACGGUACCAUGAUGGCGAUACGCAUCGUUCACAGCAAGCUGCGCAAGCGGGAGGAGCACUCCGCAUCGGUGCAUCCCGCUGAGGUGCUCCAAGCUGCCCCUGCUCAGCCAGAGCCCCUCGCCUUCCGCCAGCAACCGCUGUGGCAAUUCCCACCGCCGCUGCCACCGCCUUACGUCUAUCCGCACGAUCAGGACAACUUAAUGCAGCCCAUCGGUAACGAGAGAGCUAGUUUCCGCAGUCUGCGCAAGAACAUCGGCGGUCGCUGGAAGCGACUGGUGAAGAAGAAGCCCGAGCAGGAAGUGUACACGAUCCCUCCCGAGCUGAAGCCGCAGCUAAAGCAGAUCUACGUGUAC